Messenger RNA from Coffea eugenioides, 3100 nucleotides. RefSeq names its product proline-rich receptor-like protein kinase PERK15. Gene Ontology annotation, biological process: protein phosphorylation. The record is from RefSeq and is a predicted model, not a curated record. Gene Ontology annotation, molecular function: ATP binding; protein kinase activity. Lineage: Eukaryota; Viridiplantae; Streptophyta; Magnoliopsida; Gentianales; Rubiaceae. Bases 580 to 2814 code for a protein of 744 amino acids. The transcript is spliced from 8 exons.
ACUUUUCCCGUCAAUGGCGGAGCGGAGCCACCCUUAUUAUUAGUGUAUCAUUCGGAGUAAUGCUUGAAUUAAAUUAUAGCACUACUAAUAGAAUAAACCCCCGUCUUUACCAGUCACCGCCCCCGCUCCUCAGUCACAGCCACCACAAAUGUAGUAAGUACUUAAUAGUUUUUAAGAAAUACUAGUAACAGUAAUUAAAAGAAGAAAAAAGAAAAAGAAAAGCGAGAGAGAGAGAGAGAGAGAGAGAGAGAGACGGGAGUGGGGAAAGCCAGCUCUCAUCAGUUUAGCUCUCAGUCCUCUCUGCUUUGAUCGUGGCGGGCGGCGAAGCUCAAGAAAUGGCAAGUGGCUGUCCCGAUUAUCAGUUCCCAGCUGACGUUUUGAAGAUUUCUCGAAUUUCCGUCUCCAUUUUGUUAUUGCAGACACAUACAGCAUGGGACUUAGUUCUACGAUUUAUGCUCCGUCUGCGUAAUUAAAUCUUGUGGAGAGAUCUCCGCCUCCACUGUGGUUCCUUCCACUUUGUUCCUCACUCCUCAGAUCUGAACGCGUCAUUUUUUUUCCCUUUCCUCGGCGACCGUAAUAAUGCUGCACUCAGCUCAGCUGCUGCUCGUUUUGUCCUCUUCCAUCACUGGGCUGCUUAGAAAGGUCCACUGGCUGAUGCUGGGACAGGUUCUUAUUUGUUUCUUUAUACUAUCUUUCACUAAUGCUGACUCACGUGAUAAUCCGUGGGAAGCACAAGUUCUAUCUCCAGUGGAAAUGCCAUUAGCUCCACCAGCUAUGCCUGUGCUGCCCCUACCAGAAAACCGACCAUUGUUCCACAGAUCACGCUGGAAAAACAUUUCGCCCUUUGGUGCUCCGGUGCUUGGGCUGGCACCAAGUCCGCCUCCUCCUCAUUACGGUCCAUUUGUAACAUCCCACCAUCAUCCUCCUUCAAGCUCAAGGUUAUCUAAGUCGUCAAUGAAGAACGGUGGACUGAACCCUCCUAGUGGCCUUUCACCUCCACGCUUUGCACAGAUUGCUCCAGUGCAAUCUGGUGCAUUACCAGCUGGUCUAGCUCAACCCCCACUUUCGCCUCACACCUCCGAUUGUUGUGGACCAGAUAUGGUGCUUAAACGUGGAACCCAGGAUUGCCAAUGUGUAUAUCCACUUAAGCUUGACCUUCUCCUCUUGAAUGUAUCACUUAACCCAAAUUGGAAUCCUUUUCUAGAAGAAUUUGCAUCUCAGUUAGGCUUGCAAGUUUCCCAGAUAGAGCUAAUUAACUUUUAUGUGCUGGGACUAUCGAGACUUAAUAUUUCAAUGGACAUCACUCCAAUGAAGGGCAUUAGCUUCUCUGCUACUGAAGCUGCUCAAAUAAACUCUUCGCUGUCUUCGCAUAAGGUUCGUUUGGACCCUGCAUUGGUUGGUGACUACCACCUUCUCAAUCUGACUUGGUUUAUGCCUUCAGCUCCAUCCCAAGCUCCUCUUUCUCAUGUGCCUCCAGCAGAAGCACCUCAACAAUUGGAUUCACGUCCUGUAGCAUCCAACAGCUCAAACAAGGGAAAUCAUUCUAGUUUAGUUCUUGUUAUUGCAAUUGGGUCUGGAAUCUUGAUCAUUGCUAUUAUUUCUAUUUUUGUAAUUUGUCUCUGUGCAACCCACAAAGAAAAAAGGAGAACAUCAGUCAAAGAACCUGCAAAGAUGAGGACUGCAGAUGCGGCUCCCCUAGCUGGAUCUCUUCCUCACCCUCCGCACCCUACCAGUACCAGGUUUCUAGCAUAUGAAGAACUUAAAGAAGCUACAAACAACUUUGAACGUGCUAGCAUCCUUGGAGAGGGUGGUUUUGGCCGAGUUUUUAAAGGUGUACUUAGUGAUGGAACAGCUGUAGCUAUAAAGAGGCUCAGUAGUGGAGGUCAGCAAGGGGAUAAAGAAUUUUUGGUUGAGGUUGAGAUGCUUAGCAGGCUUCAUCACCGUAACCUUGUGAAACUUGUUGGUUACUAUAGCAGUCGUGCUUCCUCGCAAAACCUACUUUGCUAUGAGCUUGUCCCGAAUGGAAGUUUGGAAUCCUGGCUCCAUGGCCCCUUGGGGGUGAACUGCCCUCUGGAUUGGGAAACCAGAAUGAAAAUUGCACUUGAUGCUGCAAGGGGACUUGCUUAUCUGCAUGAGGAUUCUCAACCUUGUGUCAUUCAUAGAGAUUUUAAGGCUUCAAACAUAUUACUUGAGAACAACUUUCAUGCAAAAGUUGCUGAUUUUGGUCUUGCAAAGCAGGCCCCUGAAGGCAGAGCAAAUUAUUUGUCUACACGUGUUAUGGGCACAUUCGGGUAUGUAGCCCCAGAAUAUGCUAUGACAGGCCACCUAUUGGUCAAGAGUGAUGUGUACAGCUAUGGGGUAGUCCUCCUUGAGUUGUUGACUGGAAGGAAGCCUGUAGAUAUGGCACAACCUUCAGGCCAGGAGAACCUUGUGACUUGGGCCCGUCCAAUACUUAGAGAUAAGGAUCGGUUGGAAGAGCUUGCUGAUCCUAGGCUUGAAGGCAAGUAUCCAACAGAAGAUUUUGUACGGGUUUGCACAAUUGCAGCUGCUUGCGUUGCUCCUGAGGCAAGCCAACGCCCUACAAUGGGGGAGGUGGUUCAGUCACUUAAAAUGGUGCAGCGCGUUGCGGAGUAUCAGGAUUCUGCUUUAUCUUCUAACAGCCGGCCGAAUCUUAGGCAGUCGUCUACAACCUUUGAGUCAGACGGUACAUCAUCAAUCUUCUCUUCUGGUCCUUACUCUGGUCUAAGUGCUUUUGAUAAUGACCACCACUCUAGGACGGCUGUAUUUUCUGAAGAUCUUCAUGAAGGGCGGUGAAUAUUGUUUCAAAUUCAUUGAGAGCUUACUUUUAGGUCAAGCUGUUGUUUUAACAUGUCAUGCUUUGUGUGGUGAGAUUAUUCGAAAUGGAAAAAUUCAGUUUAACUCUUUUUAAUUGAAGGGAUGGAAAUUGGUGCCUUCUUUCAUCCCUUGUAGAGAAGCAUUAUCAGUUUUCCCCCUGUUUGGUGGUCAUUCUCUACAUGUUGGAUGAGAGUGUAAAUAUUCAUGGUUACUGUUGUACUAGAAACUAGAAGUCUUAAAGAUUUUCUUUCCCUUUUGUCUUUUC